AUGCGUUGUCAUAUUUUAUUUUUAAAAUUCUUCUUUUGUUUUAAACAAUUUCCCUCUUCUCUUCACCCUGUCACCUUUUCAUUCAUUCAUUCCCUCUCCGCUUGCAAAAUCUCUCUCUCUCUCUCUCUUUCUCUUCCAUACAUACCAUCUCUCUUUCUUGUUUUGGCUUCCUUUUUUUGUACCCUCACCAAUCACUUUUCAGUGCUUUACUUUCUUUCCUUCGGUGAGCUCAGGCUUCCCUCAUUCUUCGUCUCUGCUGCACGCCCUUCGGGGCGAAAAAGGUUAAACGAUGACUUACAGCCAUUCAGCUUUAUGCCUAGAACAGGAAAAUGCGGUCCAAGUUUCUCACAAAUCUGCCUACCACUGUUAUUCCUUUGUAAAAUGAGUGGGAAUCUAUACCGAAAGACAACCAACCAAAAUGUCUUCCUUGUUCUCCUUGACCAUGGGUCAAGAUUUGGAAAAUUUCGAUCAACCUAUUUGGGAAAGUUGGAAGAGAGAUUACCAUUCAUGUUUCUUCUGUUUCCAAAAUGGUUUAUCCAACGCUAUCCGGAAAUUGACAAAGUUUUGAAAAUCAACUCUUAUCGAUUGACUACUCCUUUUGAUAUCUAUGAAACACUUGUUGAUAUCUUAUAUUUUGAUGGAAAAGUACAGAAAGCAACCAUCAAAGAUCGAGGCAUCAGCCUGUUCCAUGAGAUUCCAGAAGAGCGCUCCUGUAACGAUGCUAGUAUUUUGCCGCACUGGUGCACCUGUUUGCAGCGCAUACCUGUAAACACAACUGAUGUCAUUGUGGAGAAGAUUGCCCUGAGUUUUGUCAACCGAAUCAACAAGAUGACACACCAUGUGCAGAAGAAAUGUGCCUUCUUGCAACUGAAAACUGUGAAAGAAGCUGCUAAAAUGAUUGCAACCGACAAAAUUCUACGUUUCCAGAAAAGUCUCAAUGAUGUCCUUAAUCAACAGGUUUUUUAUGGCAACCGUGUAGAUGCCAUUGUGGAUUACCAGCUGACAAUUGAAACAACACCAGGAGGUGCACAAUUUGAAACAACAGCUCGAUAUGAUGAACAAGAAGGGACGUUUACACUUAUGGAAGAAGUUAGCCGGGUGAAUAGUUAUGGCAGCCAAUCGAGUUGCAUUGAUAUUUUGGCCCUCAAAAUGUACUGCUUCUGUGGCGGCUGA
This is a messenger RNA of Acanthosepion pharaonis, 1173 nucleotides long. The record is from the annotation of a GenBank genome assembly. NCBI's taxonomy places the organism in Eukaryota, Metazoa, Mollusca, Cephalopoda, Sepiida, Sepiidae.